AUGUCUAUGUCUAUGCCUAUGCCAAUAUCUGUGCCUGUGCCUGUGCCUGUAUCUAUGCCUGCGCCUACGCCUGCACCACCUCCAGUGCUGGAGAAGCGUCAGUUAAAACCAAGUUACGUCAGAGCUUUUGUGCCUGAACUAGAACCAGAAGAGCAGCCAGCACCACGCAUGUUAAGAAAGCAAGGCGGUGGCUUUAGUAAUUACAAAAGUACCCCUAGAAACGAUCGAAGGAGAUCGGAAACCAAUUCCUCUUCCUCUUCUGAGGAACCUUAUGAAGAGGAGCCAAUUAUCACUAAUCGAGUGUCACAAUUACUGCACCACUAUAACACAACUACCAAACACAAUGAUUCACAAAACUAUGCCACUGUCCCUUCGGGACAUUACUCCUCACCUAUGAUAAAUCAUCGUUAUUCUGUGCCAAACAAUCGUUAUUUCCAAGGAGAACCGCAAGAAACUGUCAGCUCCAGGGUAUCCGCAAGGAGGCCUGAUAAGACGAUGUCAGCGGCGGAUUCAGCCAAACAAUUGCUGGCGUCCAUCCGGGAGCGUCGAAAGAGUGCCUUGAUUAUUGGAGAAAGUCCUAAAAUGGAAGGUCGCACUCGUUUUAUUAGUUCAUCAUCAACAUCACAACAAGAGACUCCGGACUUGCGCAGCCGUAUACAUGUACACCGUGAAUCUUUAUCAAAUCGUAGCGUCGGAAAUAAAUAUCAUUCGCCUACAAGCACAAGACGAUAUAAUACUGAAGACAUGCAAGCUUGUGCUUUGGAAACAGGCAACGAUGGACGUUUAACCUCUCGACUGCCACAAAGAACUUUAUAUCGCUAA
This is a messenger RNA of Mucor mucedo, 822 nucleotides long. RefSeq lists its product as uncharacterized. The record is from RefSeq and is a predicted model, not a curated record. NCBI's taxonomy places the organism in Eukaryota, Fungi, Mucoromycota, Mucoromycetes, Mucorales, Mucoraceae. The transcript is spliced from 4 exons. The coding region runs from base 1 to 822 and encodes 273 amino acids.